GAUGCAUGAAUAGUGAAAAACAAGCAAGAAAAAUGAGUGCCCUCAGAAGGGUAAUCUCCCAUCAUUCUUCAUCACUGAAUCCUCCUCGUCUGGUUCUUCUCGGAAAUAGAUUUUAUGUUUCAAAUACUUCCCAUUUGGUAAGUGCAGUGGUUAAUGAAUGCAACUCUGGCAAAAUCAAGAAACUGGAUCAUGCUUUAUUUUACUUGGAUAAAUUAGUUGCACUGCACCCAUUUCCACCUAAUACUGCUCCAUUCAAUCAUUUACUGAAUUCACUUUGCAAACUUAAAUAUCAUUCAGAUGUAAUGAUCUUGUAUAAGAGAAUGAAUUUGGUUGGGUUCAAACCCUGUCUCAUUACAUUCAACAUUUUGAUUAACAGUUGUUGUCAAUCCAAGAAUACUGGCACUGGAUUCAGCUUGUUUGGGGGUGUUCUGAAGAGGGGUUAUAAUCCUGAUGUAUAUACUUUCACAUAUUUGAUCAAAGGGUUGUGUUUGCAGACAAAGAUUCAUUGUGCCAUGAAACUGUUUGACAGAAUGAUUGAGAUGGGAAUUGAACCAAAUGACUGCACAUGUGUAGCUUUAAUUACUGGGCUGUGUAGAACUGGCUAUAUAGGUCUUGCUCUUAAGGUGCAAACCAACAUGGUUAUAUGGAAUAACUUCGAGCCGAAUGUUUAUUCCUAUGGUGUAAUCAUAGAUUCUCUAUGCAAAGGAGGUUUACUCGACGACGCUUUGAAUCUGUUCUUGCAAAUGAUAAAUGAUGCAAAAGUAGUGCUGAAUGUUGUUGUUUAUAACACAUUGAUUAAUGGUCUUUGCAACUCUGACAGGUUAACUGAGGCUGUAAGACUCUUCGAUGGCAUGUCUAGCCGAGGGGUCUCUGCAGAUGCACUUACUUACACUUUUCUGAUUUGUGGAUUUUGCAAACGCGGGUUGUGGAAGGAAACAAAGCGAUAUUUUGAUGCAAUGGCGGAGAAUGGAGUUUCGCCGUCGGUAGUUAAUCUGAAUAUAUUGAUAGAUUCUCUGUGCAAGGAAAGGAAAAUAGAAGCAGCUUAUGGGAUAUUUGAAGAGAUGAUCAAGUUAGGCACAGAACCUGAUGUAUGUACUUAUAAUUUGCUCAUAGGCGGUCUGUGUUUGGUGGGUAAGCUUAAGGAGGCACGAAGAAUGUUUGAUUCAAUGGUGGCUAAGGGACUUGAACAUAGUGUUUACAGCUUCAGUAUACUGAUUAACGGGUAUUGCAAGAGAUCUGGGUUGGAUGAAGCUAUGCAACUCUUCAAGAAAAUGCAGAAGAAGGGAUUGAAACCCAACCUAGUUACUUACAAUACACUAAUAGCAGGACUAUGCAAGGUCGGAAAACUUAAAACUGCACAGAGCUUGCUAAUUGAGAUGCAAUCUAGUGGUGUGUCUCAGGAUAUUCUUACGUACAAUGCAAUACUGGAUGGACUUUGUAAGAGUCAAUGUAUUGAUGAGGCAAUUGAAUUAUUCGGGUCCAUGGAAGAUAAAGGGUUGGAAAUUGACAUUCAGUUUUACAAUACAUUGAUGAAUGGGCUGUGCAGAUGUGGGAACUUUGGGAAGGCAAUGGAACUGUUUUGCGAAAUCUCAAAGAAAGGAUUGGUUCCUGACAUUGUAACAUUUAACACUUUGAUCAGUGCCGUGUGCAAAGAAGGAAUGUUUCUUGAAGCCGAAAAUUUUAUCAGGGAAAUGGAAAACAAAGGUUUUGUACCAGAUGCUAUCACGUUCGAUACCAUUGUCAAGGGUCUUCUCGAAGAAAAACAUGUCGCCAAGGCAUUAGAGUUUCUUAAAGAAAUGCGUGCAAGGAAAUUCUCACCGAGCAAUGCUGUUAAAUCCCUGUUAAUCAGUUCUCUGUCUGCGGAUCAACUCAAAAACUUAGGAUUCCCUGAACCUAGAUGUAAAUGUAGUGAAACAAGACCUGAUAAGAAAAAAAUGAGUGCCCUAAGAGGGGUCAUCUCCGAUCAUUCUUCAUUAUUACUGCAUCCUCCUCAUCUGGUUCUACUUGGCAGUAGAAGUUAUGCUUCUGCUACAUCCCAUUUGGCAAGUCUAGUGAUUGAUGAAUGCAACUCUGGCAAAAUCAAGAAACUGGAUGAUGCUUUAUUUUACUUGGAUAAAUUUGUUGCACUUCAAAACCCAUUGCCAUCUAGAACAACUGCAUUCAACCUUUUAUUGAAUUCACUGUGCAAACUUAAAUCUUAUUCAGAUGUUAUGAUCUUGUAUAACAAGAUGAAUUUGAUUGGGUUCAAGCCCUGUCUCAUCACAUUCAACAUUUUGAUUAACAGUUGUUCCCAAUCCAAGAAUACUGAUACUGGGUUCAGCUUGUUUGGGGGAAUCAUAAAGAAGGGUUAUGAUCCUGAUAUGUAUACUUUUACUUAUUUGAUCAGAGGGUUGUGUUUGCAGAGUAAACUUCAAAGUGCCAUUAAACUGUUUGACAAAAUGAUUGAGAUGGGAUAUGAAUCAGAUGCUUAUUCAUACGGUAUAUUCAUAGAUUCUCUGUGCAAAGGAGGGCUAGUUGGACAGGCUUUGGAUAACUUUUCUAAGAUGAUAAAUAACGCAAAAGUAGUACUGAAUGUUGUUGUUUAUAACACAUUGAUUAAUGGUCUUUGCAAUUCUGACAGGCUAGAUGAGGCUGUAAGACUCUUCGAUGGCAUGUCCAGUCAAGGGGUCUCUGCAAAUGCACUUACUUACACUUUUCUAAUUCGUGGAUUUUGCAAACGCGGGUUGUGGAAGGAAACAAAGCGAUAUUUUGACGCAAUGGUGGGGAAUGGGAUUCUGCCCACCGUAGUUACUUUGAAUGUAUUGAUAGAUUCUCUGUGCAAAGUAGGAAAUGCAGAAGGAGCUUUUGGGAUAUUUGAUGAGAUGGUCAAGUUGGGAAUAAAACCUGAUGCAUCUACUUAUAAUCCGCUCAUGAGCGGUCUGUGUUUCGCAGGUAAGCUAGAAGAGGCGCGGAGCUUGUUUGAUUCAAUGGUAGCUAAGGGCAUUCAACAAGAUGCUCGUAACUUCAGUAUAUUGAUUAAUUGGUAUUACAAGAGUUCUAGGUUGGAUGAAGCUCUUCAACUCUUCAACCAAAUGCAAAAGAAGGGAUUGAAACCUGACCUAAUUACUUAUAAUACACUAUUAGCCUGCCUAUGCCAAGUCGGGAAGGUUGGAACUGCUCAGAGCUUGCUAACUGAGAUGCAAUCUAGUGGUGUAUCUCCAGAUAUUUGGUCUUAUAAUACACUAAUAGCCGGCCUAUGCCACGGCGGAAAAGUUAGAACUGCGCAGAGCUUAUUAAGUGAUAUGCAAUCUAGUGGUGCAUCUCCAGAUAAAUUUACAUACAAUUCAAUACUGGAUGGACUUUGUAGGAGUGGACGUAUUAACGAGGCAAUUGAAUUAUUUGGAUCCAUGGAAGAUAAAGGGUUGGGAACUGACAUUUGGUCUUAUAAUAUAUUGAUCAAUGGGGUGUGCAGAUCUGGAGACUUUGUGAAGGCAAAGGAACUAUUUUGUGAAAUCUCAGACAAAGGAUUAGCUCCUAACACAGUAACAUAUACAACUUUGAUCAGUGCUGCGUGCAAACAAGGGAUGUCUCUUGAGGCUGAAAAAUUGAUCAGGGAAAUGGAAAACAAAGGUUGUGUACCAAGUGGUGUGACGUAUGAUAUCAUUGUCAAGGGUCUUCUUGAAGAAAAACAUGUUGCGAAAGCAUUGGAGUUUGUUAAAGAGAUGCGUGAAAGGAAAUUCUCACCGGGUAGUGCUGUUAAAUCCCUGUUAAUCAAUUCUCUGUCUGCAGAUCAACUCGAAAACAUAGGAUUCCCGGUAGACUGAUGCUAAGGAUUUAGUUUCUGUUGGACUCAGCUAGCGCAUCCAAGCUUUCAGAAGUGGGAAAACUCCUUGCCAGGAAUAUAGUGAAGUAAUCUAUGAUCACACAUACAGAGAGGUCAACUUGUCAGCUUUUAGCGUGGCUUAGCGGAGAGCCAAACUCUUGGAAGGUGCAGCGGGAAGAUACGUUUUCAAGCCUGACUUUGUGAAUUGGAUGGAACUGGAAGGCCAAGGUGGGGGCUAAUUUAGAUUUUCACUAAUUGGAAUAUAAUUUUAUUCCGUAAGUAGAAUGUGAUUAAGUAAUAGAAUCCAAAAACAAAAUUCAAUACAUUGACAAA
This is a messenger RNA of Papaver somniferum (opium poppy), 4135 nucleotides long. Its product is annotated as pentatricopeptide repeat-containing protein At4g31850, chloroplastic-like. Gene Ontology annotation, molecular function: protein binding. The transcript is spliced from 2 exons. Lineage: Eukaryota; Viridiplantae; Streptophyta; Magnoliopsida; Ranunculales; Papaveraceae. Bases 6 to 3803 code for a protein of 1265 amino acids. The record is from RefSeq and is a predicted model, not a curated record.